Messenger RNA from Astyanax mexicanus (Mexican tetra), 974 nucleotides. Its product is annotated as magnesium-dependent phosphatase 1. Lineage: Eukaryota; Metazoa; Chordata; Actinopteri; Characiformes; Acestrorhamphidae. The coding region runs from base 145 to 624 and encodes 159 amino acids. The transcript has 6 exons. The record is from RefSeq and is a predicted model, not a curated record. Gene Ontology annotation, molecular function: acid phosphatase activity.
GUGACUCCUGUUGUUCCUCGUGCGCCAGGAGGGAAAGCUGAGGAGAAACCGGUCUGUCUGCAGCGUUUGCAGAGUUUCUCAGUUCCGCCACUUUCAGAAACUCACAGCAGCUUUAGACUCCAGUUUAAAGGAAGCAGAGAAAUUAUGUCUAAACCUAAGUUAGCUGUGUUUGAUCUCGAUUACACACUCUGGGAGUUUUGGGUGCAGGGUGUAGACUCACCUUUUCACAAAGAUAAAAGUGGAAGGGUACUGGACUCCAGUCACUAUCACUUACUUCUUUUUAAAGACACUGUAGAGAUAUUGCGUUCUCUUCAAGCUCAGGGCAUCCAGAUUGGCAUUGCAUCACGCACAGGAGACACAGAUGGAGCCAAUCAGCUGCUUUCCCUCUUUGACUUGGACCAGUACAUUUCCUUCAGAGAGAUUUACCCGGGGUCAAAGAUCACCCACUUCAAAAGGUUGCAGGCAGACAGUGGAGUUCCAUUUACAGACAUGAUGUUCUUUGAUGAUGAGCAGAGGAACAUCGUAGACGUCAGCAGCCUGGGAGUGCACUGUGUGCUGGUUCAUGAAGGAGUGACGUCCAAAUUAGUCAACGAGGAGCUUCAGCAGUUUCAGAAGAAGCCCUGAGUUUAGCUACCUCUGCUCCAGUGGUCACCACAGCCUGACUACACCUCACCUGGUCACUGUGCACUGUAAGACUGUGGGCAGCGCUUUAUUUAUUUUAGAAUAUCUGCUCGGAAGAGUGUGAGAAAAAUUGUUACAUACUCACCAAAAGUGAAACUGCACUUACAUUUAACCUGAAGUAAAGUACAGAAAUUAUGGUACUUGUUUUUUUUUUUACUUGUACAUUUUUUUAUGAAAUGUAUUUUUAUAAUCUGUAUUGUUGUCAGAAUAAGUAUUUUAGAACAGAUUUUAAAAGAGAUUGUUUAGCAAACAGAUAUAUUGGCUGUUUUUGUUUAAAUAAAGCCUGAAACUUU